AUGCUUCUCCCUGCCCUCCUCUUUGGGACGGCCUGGGCACUGGCUAAUGGCCGGUGGUGUGAACAUACAGAAACCUUCCUGGUGGAGGAGGAAGUGACCCCCCGCCAGGAGGACCGGGUACCUUGCACCAGCCUCUACCAUUACCAGCGCCUGGGCUGGCAGCUGGACCUGUCCUGGAGUGGACGUGCCGGGCUCUGUCCCAUCUACAAACCCCCAGAAACCCGGCUCGCUGCAAGGAACCGGACAGUGAGGGCUUGCUGCCCAGGCUGGGGGGGCACCCGCUGCACCCUGGCCCUUGCAGAAGCCACCCCUGGGGGCCACUGCUUUGCCACGCGGCAAUGCCAACUGCAGGCCGGCUCAGCUAACGCUUCUGCGGGAAGCCUGGAGGAGUGCUGUGCUUGGCCUUGGGGACACAGCUGGCGGGAUGGCAGCUCCCAGGCCUGCCUCAGCUGCUCUAGCCGACACCUCCCAGGCAGCGCUCCCUCUGCAGCCGUCCUGCUGCCCCUGGCGGGGGCCGUGGCCCAGUUCUGGAGCCAGCGCCAGCCGCCCUCGGCCACCUGCGCCACCUGGUCAGGCUUCCACUACCGCACCUUUGACGGACGCCACUACCACUUCCUGGGCCGCUGCACUUACCUGCUGGCGGGCGCCGCUGAUGCCACCUGGGCGGUCCACCUCACACCCAGGGGGCAUUGCCCCCAGCCUGGGCACUGUCAGCUGGCCCGAGUAAUGAUGGGACCUGAGGAGGUGCUGAUCCAGGGCAGAAACGUCUCUGUGAACGGGAAGCUGGUACCUGACGGGGAGUCUCAGCUGCUCCAUGGGCUGAGCCUGCAGUGGCAGGGGGACUGGCUGGUGUUGUCUGGGGGUCUGGGGGUCACCGUACGCCUGGACGGGUCCAGUUCCGUCUCUGUUUCCGUGGACUCUGAGCUCCAGGGACAAACUCAAGGUCUCUGUGGAGUCUACAAUGGCCAGCCUGAGGAUGACUUCCUGGAGCCUGGAGGGAGACUGGCUGUGUUAGCUGCCACCUUCGGGAAUUCCUGGAGGCUCCCUGACUCAGAGCCUGGGUGUCUGGAUUCAGCAGAGGCAGCCCAGGGCUGUGAGGGCCCCCUGAGCAGCUCGGAGGCAAGCAUGCAGGCUGAUGCCCAAGAUGUGUGCUACCAGCUGCUGGACAGUCCCUUCAGGGAAUGCCAUGCCCAGGUCCCCCCUGCUGAGUACCACCAGGCCUGCCUCUUUGCCUACUGUUCUGGGGCCCCAGCAGGCAGUGGGCGAGAGGCCCAUCGGGAAGCCGUGUGCAGCACCUUGGCCAACUAUGCCCAGGAGUGUGCCAAGCAGCACAUCCACGUGGGCUGGAGGAAGCCAGGCUUCUGCGAGCGUCUGUGCCCCGGGGGCCAGCUCUACUCAGACUGCGUCUCAGCCUGCCCACCCAGCUGCUCAGCAGUGGGGGACGGAGGGGAGGGGUCCUGCCGGGAAGCGUGCGUGAGCGGCUGCGAGUGCCCGCCCGGCCUCUUCUGGGACGGCGCCCUCUGUGUGCCUGCUGCCCGCUGCCCCUGCUACCACCGGCGCCGGCGCUAUGCCCCCGGGGACACCGUGCGCCAGCUGUGCAACCCGUGUGUGUGCCAGGACGGCCGCUGGCUCUGCACGCAGGCGCCGUGCCCAGCCGAGUGCGCGGUGGGCGGGGACGGGCAUUACCUCACCUUCGAUGGGCGGAGCUUCUCCUUCCGCGGCAGCCCGGGUUGCCGCUCCAGCCUGGUGCAGGACCUGAAGGGGCAGCCGCUGAUUGUGCUGGAGCACGGGGCUUGUGACGCUGGGAGCUGCCUCCACGCCAUCUCCGUGUCCCUGGGAGACACGCACAUCCAGCUCAGAGACUCAGGAGCUGUACUCAUCGAUGGGCAGGAUGUGGGCUUGCCGUGGAGCGGGCCCAAGGGCCUCAGUGUUUCCCGCGCCUCCUCCACCUUCCUACUGCUGCGCUGGCCUGGGGCCCAGGUCCUGUGGGGAGUGUCUGACCCUGCAGCCUACAUCACUCUGGACCCCCGCCAUGCCCGCCAGGUGCAGGGUCUGUGCGGCACCUUCACCUGGAACCAGCAGGAUGACUUCCUGACACCUGCCGGCGAUGUGGAGACCAGCACCGCAGCCUUUGCUAGCAAAUUCCAGGUGGCAGGCGAGGGAAGGUGCCCCUCAGAAGACAGCGCCCUACUUUCCCCCUGCAGCACCCACACUCAGCGCCGCGAUUUUGCAGAGGCAGCGUGUGCCGUCUUGCAUGGCCCAACCUUCCAGGAAUGCCAAGGGCUGGUCGACAGGGAGCCGUUCCACCUGCGCUGCUUGGCGGCUGUGUGUGGCUGUGCUCCUGGCAAGGACUGCCUGUGCCCUGUGCUUGCUGCCUUUGCUCGUCGCUGUGCCCGGGAGGGUGCCCUGUCUCUCUGGAGGUCCCAGACACUGUGCCCUGUCCCGUGUCCCAGCGGCCAGGAGUACCAGGAGUGUGCCCCAGUGUGUGGUCAAAACUGUGGGGAGCCAGAAGACUGUGAGGAGCUGGGGGGCUGUGUGUCUGGUUGUAACUGUCCCCCAGGACUGCUCCGGGACCCCGAGGGCGAGUGUGUGCCCCCCAGCUUGUGCUCCUGCCAGCUUGGAACUCAGCGCUAUGCACCUGGCAGUGUCACCACGAAGGACUGUAACCACUGUGUCUGCCAAGAGAGGGGCCUCUGGAAUUGCUCUGCUCAGCAUUGUGGCCCCCAGCGGACAUUCUGCCCCGGUGACCUUGUCUAUGUCCCUGGUGCCUGCCUUCUCACCUGUGACAGCCCUGGUACCAACCACUCCUGCCCCCCAGACAGCAUGGGAAGCUGUGUGUGUCCCCCGGGCACUGUGCUGCUGCACGAGCGCUGCGUGCCUCCCGAGCUCUGCCCCUGCCGUCACGGUGGGCAGUGGUAUCCGCCCAACGCUACCAUCCAGGAGGACUGCAACGUUUGCGUGUGUCAGGCUCAGCAGUGGCACUGCACAGGCCACCGGUGUGGUGGGUGGUGCCAGGCAUCGGGCGCCCCCCACUACGUGACCUUUGAUGGGCUGGCUUUCACCUUCCCUGGAGCCUGUGAAUAUCUGCUGGUGCGAGAAGCCGGCGGCCGCUUCACCAUCUCCGCCCAGAACCUGCCCUGUGGGGCCAGCGGCCUCACCUGCACCAAGGCGCUGACCGUGCGGCUGCAGAGCACCAUCGUGCACAUGCUCAGAGGCCGGGCAGUGACAGUGAAUGGGGUGAGCAUAACGCCCCCCAAAGUCUACACGGGCCCUGGGCUGAGCUUGCGUCAUACUGGUCUCUUCCUGCUGCUCACGACCCGCCUGGGCCUCAGCCUGCUGUGGGAUGGAGGCACCCGGAUCGUGGUGCGGCUGUCCCCGCAGUUCCACGGCCGCGUGUCUGGGCUGUGUGGAGAUUUUGAUGGAGAUGCCAGCAACGACCUGCGGAGCCGCCAGGGCGUCCUGGAACCCACUGCUGAGCUGGCCGCCCACUCCUGGCACCUGAGUCCACUCUGCCCUGAGCCAGGAGACCUGCCACACCCCUGCACCGUGAACGCCCACCGGGCCAGCUGGGCCCGUGCCCGCUGCGCGGUGAUGCUGCAGCCCCUCUUUGCCCGCUGCCAUGCAGAGGUGCCCCCGCAGCAGCACUACGAGUGGUGUGUGUAUGAUGCCUGCGGCUGCGAUUCGGGGGGCGACUGUGAGUGUCUCUGCUCGGCCAUUGCCACCUACGCAGACGAGUGUGCCCGGCAUGGGCUCCCCGUGCGCUGGCGCAGCCAGGAGCUCUGCCCUCUGCAGUGUGAGGGAGGCCAGGUGUACGAGGCCUGUGGCCCCAUGUGUCCGCCCACCUGCCAUGACCAUGGUCCCGAGCCCGGCUGGCACUGCCAGGCCUUCGCCUGUGUGGAGGGCUGCUUCUGCCCAGAGGGGACCCUGCUGCAUGGAGGAGUCUGCUUAGAGCCAGCUUCCUGCCCCUGUGAGUACGGGGGCAGCUUCUUCCCGCCGGGGACUGUGCUGCAGAAGGACUGUGGGAACUGCACAUGCAAGGAAAGCCAGUGGCUUUGUGGGAGCGACAGUUCCAUCUGUGAGGAGCCAGAGCCUGGCUGUGUGGAGGGAGAGGCCCCAUGCCGCGAGAGUGGGCACUGUGUACCCCACAGGUGGCUUUGUGACAACCAGGAUGACUGUGGCGAUGGCUCAGACGAGGAGGGCUGUGCCACGCCAGGCUGUGGGGAGGGCCAGAUGUCUUGCCGCUCCGGCCACUGCCUGCCCCUGGCCCUGCGCUGUGACGGGCGGGACGACUGUGGAGACGGGACGGAUGAGCAGAGCUGCCCUUGCCCCCGUGGCUCCCUGGCUUGCACGGAUGGGCGCUGCCUGCCCCUGGCCCUGCUCUGUGACGGGCAUCCCGACUGUCCAGAUGCUGCUGAUGAGGAGGCCUGUCUGGGGCAGCUGAACUGCACUCCCGGGGAGCUGUCCUGCGUUGAUGGCUCGUGCGUGGGGGCCAUCCUGCUGUGUGAUGGAAUCUGGGACUGCCCAGAUGGAGCGGACGAGGGACCUGGGCACUGCCCCUUGCCUUCGCUGCCCACGCCCCCAGCUGGCACUCUGCCUGGCCCUUCCACUGGCGUUGGGGAGAUUGCCCCAACUCCCCCGGCCAGCACCAGCCCUGCGCCACCCUGCGGCCCCCUCGAAUUCCGGUGCGGCAGCGGCGAGUGCGCGCCCCGGGGCUGGCGCUGCGACGGCGAGGAGGACUGCGCCGAUGGCAGCGACGAGCGCGGCUGCGGCCGGCCCUGCGCCCGGCACCACGCGCCCUGCGCUCGCGGCCCGCACUGCGUGUCCCCCGCGCAGCUGUGCGACGGCGUGCCGCACUGCCCCGACGGCUCGGACGAGGACCGCGACGCCUGCGAGGGGAUGACAGCCCUAGGAGGCCCCAACGGGACCAGGGCUCCCUGCCCGGAAUUCUCCUGCCCUGAUGGCCUCUGCAUCAGUUUCCAGCUGGUGUGUGACGGGCAGCCUGACUGUGAAUCGGUGGGGGAGCUAGGGCCUUCCCCAGAAGAGCAGGGCUGUGGGGCCUGGGGUCCCUGGAGCUCAUGGGGGCCGUGCAGCCGGACAUGUGGGCUGGGGGUGCAGGCCCGGAGCCGCCACUGCUCCCCGCCUGGUCUCCCGGUGCUGCAGCACUGCCCAGGCCCGGAGCACCAGACUCAGGCCUGCUUCACGGCUGCCUGCCCAGUGGAUGGCGAAUGGACCCCCUGGUCUCCCUGGUCCCUGUGCACUGAGCCGUGCAUGGGAACUGCGACCCGUCAGCGACAGUGCCACCCCCCCCAGAAUGGGGGCCGGCCCUGUGCCAUGCUGCCUGGGGACCCUCCCACCACCCGCCAGAGCAGGCCAUGCCCUCAUGCCGGCUGUCCCAAUGCCACCUGCUCUGGGCAGCUGGUGUUCUGGCCCUGUGCCCCCUGCCCUCUGACUUGUGAUGAAAUCUCUGGUCAGGUUGAGUGCGCGGCUACCCGGCCUUGCAGAAGCCCUGGCUGCUGGUGCCCUGCCGGCCAGGUGCUGGACAGUGAGGGCCGGUGUGUGGGGCCCCAGCAGUGCCCCUGCCUGCAGGACGACACCUGGUACCAGCCAGGGCAGCGCAUCAGGGCCAACUGCCAGCUCUGCACCUGCCAAGACGGACGGCCCCAGCGCUGUCGGCCUGACCCAGCCUGCUCCGUGAACUGUGGCUGGUCCUCCUGGUCCCCCUGGGGAGAGUGCUUGGGCCCUUGUGGGACCCAGAACAUUCAGUGGUCCUUCCGGAGCCCCAACAACCCCCGCCUCUCCGGCCAAGGUCGCCAGUGCCGGGGUAUCCACCGCAAGGCCCGCAGGUGCUGGACGGAGCCCUGCACGGGCUGUGAGCAGCAGGGCCGGGCCCACACGGUGGGGGAGCGCUGGCGAGACGGCCCCUGCAGAGUGUGCCAGUGUCUGCACAACAGCACCAUGCGCUGCUCCCCCUACUGCCCACUGGGCAGCUGCCCCCAGGACUGGGUCCUGGUGGAGGGAGUAGGAGGCUCCUGUUGCCACUGCGCCCCGCCUGGUGAGAACCAGACGGUCCACCUCCUGGCCACUCCUGCCCCCUCUCCAGCCCUCAGUGCCCAGAUUGGACCCCCUCUGGUCACCUACGUUCUGCCUCCGCCUGGAGACCCCUGCUAUUCUUUGCUGGGCCUGGCCCGACUUCCCGAGGGAAGCCUGAAGCUGGAGCCCCCCACCCAGGCUGCCCUCCUGGGGGCUCCCACCGAGGGGCCUGGCUCUCAGGGUGGGAGCACUCGGAGGCACACCCGCCCCCCCUUCCUGCAGCUCAACCUGCUACAGCCUAGGAACCUCACUGGCAUCAUGGUGCAGGGGGCUGGGUCCUCCGCCUCCCUCCAGUUUAGCAGUGAUGGUCUACACUGGCACAACUAUACUGACCUCCUGCCUGGUGCACACCUGUCCCUACAGCUUUUUGCUAGGAACGUGGACGACGGGGCCCCCACAGUGCGGACUUUCGGCCGGAUGGUGCAGGCGCAGCAUGUCCGGGUGUGGCCCCACAUCAGCCAUCGUGACGCCAACCACAGCAUCUCCCCACGGGUGGAGCUGCUGGGCUGUGCGCCAGUGUCCCCACUGGAGGCGCCUCCGUGCCCAGGAGGUGGGCGCCGCUGUGCGGGUGCUGAGUGUGCCCCGCGGGGGGAGCCGUGCAACGGGGUGAAGGACUGUGAGGACGGCUCCGAUGAGGAGGGCUGCACGCCCCCGCCCACCGCCCCGGGCAGGUAUGGGGUGCCCUGCUGCCCAGCUUAUCCGUGGAGGGGCCGGCCUGUGCCCCAGCUCAGCUCUCUCCCUUUACAGGCUCUGGCAGAUGCUGAGCGCUGGCGUCCCUUGCGAGGGUCCCCCACACCCCCCACAGGGAAGGGGCCAGUGACUUGGGCCCCAGCCUCCGAGCCUCCUUACUUGAGUCCUGGGGAGCCUGUGCACACGGUGACCACCACCCCCACAUCCCAGGUGACCCCGGUGGCCCCUGCUGGUGUCCCGUCAGCCGCUGCGGUGGGGCCCACAGCUCUGCCCACCCCAGGCCAGAGCGUCGUCCUGGAGCCCUUCCCACCUGCGCGGUGCAGCCCAGGCCAGGUGCCCUGUGAGGUGCUGGGCUGCGGGGAGCAGGGACAGCGGUGUGACGGCAGGGAGGACUGUCUGGAUGGCUCUGACGAGAGGCACUGUGCGAGCCCUGUGCCCUUCACGGUGCCCACCAUGGCCCUGGCCGGGCUGCUGGCCUCGAGAGCCCCCUGCUCCCCAAGCCAGCUGAGCUGCGGUAGUGGGGAGUGCCUGCCGGCUGAGCGGCGCUGUGACCUGCGGCCAGACUGCCAGGACAGCUCGGACGAGGUCGGCUGUGUGGACUGUGGGCUGGCGCCCUGGUCUGGCUGGAGCGGCUGCAGCCGCACCUGUGGGCCGGGCCUCGCCUUCCAGCGCCGAGAUCUGCUGCGGCCUCCCCUGCCUGGGGGCAGCUGCCCGUCCGACAGGCUCCGCAGCCAACCCUGCUUCGUGCAGGCCUGCCCAGUGGCUGGGGCGUGGGCUGCCUGGGGGGCCUGGGGGCCCUGCAGUGUCUCCUGUGGGGGUGGCCAUCGGAGUCGCCAGAGGAGUUGUGUGGACCCCCCGCCCAAGAACGGUGGUGCCCCGUGCCCUGGGGCCUCGCACGAGAGGGCACCCUGCGCCCUGCAGCCCUGCCCAGGGGAUGUGGGCUGCGGGCCUGGCCGAGUGCAUGUUAGUGCUGAGCUGUGCCGGAAGGGGCUGGUGCCACCGUGUCCGCCCUCCUGCUGGGACCCGGAGGCCAACAGAAGUUGCAGUGGGCCCUGUCUGGAGGGAUGCCGCUGCCCCCCUGGGCUGCUCCUCCAUGAUACUCGCUGCCUGCCGCUCUCCGAGUGCCCUUGCCUCGUGGGUGAAGAGCUGAAGAAGCCGGGGGUGCCCUUCGUCCUGGACAACUGCAGCCGCUGCGUGUGUGAGAACGGGGCCCUGCUGUGUGAACCCGGGGGCUGCCCCGUGCCCUGCGGCUGGUCGGCCUGGUCCUCCUGGGGUCCCUGUGACCGCUCCUGUGGCUCUGGAGUGAGGGCCAGGUUCAGAUCCCCUUCCAACCCUCCGGCUGCUUCCGGGGGUGCCCCGUGUGACGGCGACAGACAGGAGCUGCAGGCCUGCCGCGUGGAGUGCAGGAUAGAGCUGCUGGGCUGGAGCUCCUGGGCACCCUGGUCCUCCUGCUCCCAGAGCUGCCUGGCCGUGGGAGGAGGCCCUGGUUGGCGCAGUCGUUCCCGGUUCUGCCCCAGCUCCGGGAACACGUCCUGCCCAGGAGAGCCCACCCAGGAGGAGGCCUGCAGCCCCCCUGUGUGCCCAGUGCUAAGCGCCUGGGGUCCGUGGGCUCCGUGGUCUGCCUGCUCGGCCCCCUGUGAUGGAGGCGUCCAGAUACGUGGGCGCAGCUGCUCUGGUUCCACUCCCGGCGACCCCGAGUGCCAGGGACCUCACAGCCAGACCAGGGAUUGCAACAUGCAGCCCUGCGCAGCUCAGUGCCCGGGGGACAUGGUGUUCCGCUCCGCAGAGCAGUGCCAGCGGGACGGGGGCCCCUGCCGUAAGCUGUGCCUGGCUCAGGACCCUGAGGUUGAGUGCACCAGCUUCUGCACCCCUGGCUGCACCUGCCCGCCUGGCCUUUUCCUGCACAACGCCAGCUGCUUGCCCCGCAGUCAGUGCCCCUGCCAGCUGCGUGGGCAGCUCUACGCCCCGGGAGCACAGGCUCAGCUGGAUUCCUGCAACAACUGCACCUGCAUCUCUGGUGAGAUGGUGUGCACCUCGGAGCCCUGCCCAGUGGCCUGUGGCUGGAGCCCCUGGACCCCGUGGAGUGUUUGCAGCCGCAGCUGUGAUGUGGGCCUUCGGCGGCGCUUCCGGGCAGGCACUGCGCCGCCCGCUGCCUUCGGGGGUGCUGCAUGCCAGGGCCCCAACAUGGAGGCCGAAUUCUGCAGCCUGCGGCCAUGUCGGGGUCCCAGUGGGGAGUGGGGCCCCUGGUCCCCGUGCUCUGUGCCCUGUGGCGGCGGCUACCGGAACCGCACCCGGGGCGGUGGCCUGAAUGGCCGUGUGGACUUCUCUGCCUGUGGGCUGCAACCCUGCGCCGGACCCGUGCCUGGCAUGUGUCCGAGGGGAAAGCGGUGGCUGGACUGUGCCCAGGGCCCUGCCUCCUGUGCGGAGCUCAGCGCCCCUCAAGGGACAAACCAGACCUGCCUUCCAGGCUGUUAUUGCCCAUCUGGGACUCUUCUGCUGAACAACGUGUGCGUGCCCUCCCAGGACUGCCCCUGUGCCCAUGGGGGGCGCCUUUAUCCCCCGGGCAGUGUGGUGCUUCGUCCCUGCGAGAACUGCUCCUGUGUUUCUGGGCUUAUCACCCACUGCACCUCCUGGUCCUGUGAGGAGGGUCAGCCCACGUGGUCACCCUGGACCCCAUGGAGCGAGUGCUCGGCCUCCUGUGGCCCUGCCCGACGCCACCGGCACCGCUUCUGCUCCGGGCCUCCCACCAUGGACCCGUCCGUCCUGGCGCUGCCAUCCCCACCAACCUGGCCUACCCCUCUUUGCCCAGGCCCCGAUGCUGAGGAGGAACCUUGCCUCCUGCCAGGGUGUGACCGAGCUGGGGGCUGGGGGCCUUGGGGGCCCUGGUCCAGCUGUAGCCGGAGCUGUGGGGGAGGCCUGCGGAGCCGGCUGCGAGCCUGUGAUCAGCCUCCACCCCAGGGCCUGGGGGAUUACUGCGAGGGGCCUCGGGCCCAAGGAGAGGCCUGCCAGGCUCUGCCGUGCCCAGUGACCAACUGCACCGCCAUUCAGGGGGCGGAGUACAGCCCUUGUGGCCCUGCCUGUCCUCGCUCCUGUGACGACCUCGUGCACUGCGUGUGGCAUUGCCAGCCCGGCUGCUACUGCCCACCGGGCCAGGUGCUGAGUGCCGAUGGGGCCCUCUGCGUGCCGCCCAGCCACUGCAGCUGCCUGGACCUGCUGAGCGGGGAGCGGCACCGGCCAGGGGCUCGGCUUCCCGGGCCCGACAGCUGCAACUACUGCACCUGCUCAGAGGGGAGGCUGAACUGCACAGAUCUGCCUUGCCCAGUGCCGGGUGGCUGGUGUUCGUGGUCGGAGUGGACGGCGUGCUCUCAGCCCUGCAGGGGUCAGACGAGGACCCGCUCCAGGGCUUGCGCCUGCCCUGCUCCUCAGCACGGGGGCACCCCAUGCCCUGGUGAAGCAGAGGGGGCAGGGGCCCAGCAUCAGAAGGAGAGCUGCCCCAGCUCCCCCGACUGCCCAGCGGAUGGAGUCUGGAGCCCAUGGGGACCGUGGUCUCCCUGUGACCCAUGCCUGGGGCAGUCCCAGCGAAGUCGGGAGUGUAUCUGGCCCCCCACCCCUGAGGGAGGCAGGCCCUGCCCUGGGGGCUACAGGCAGAGUCGCCCCUGCCAGGAUAAUUCCACACAAUGCCCAGACUGUGGGGGUGGCCAGAGUCUUCUCCCAUGCGGGUGGCCCUGUCCCCGCGCCUGCCAGGACCUGUCUCCUGGGAGCAUGUGCCAGCCAGGUCCGACGGGCUGCCGGCCCAGCUGUGGGUGCCCCCCCGGCCAGCUGUCGCAGGAUGGCCUUUGUGUGCCUCCCGCCCGCUGCCGCUGCCACUACCAGCCUGGAGCCAUGGGGAUCCCUGAGAACCAGAGCCGGUCAGCAGGGCCUGGGCUCAGCUCCUGGGAGAGGCUGGAACCCGGAGAGGUGGUGACUGGGCCCUGUGACAACUGCACCUGUAUGGAGGGCACCCUGCAGUGCCGGGAGGUGCCUGGCUGCCCUGGUCCUGGGAUGUGGGGUUCCUGGGGGCCCUGGGAAGACUGCAGUGUCUCCUGCGGAGGGGGGGAGCAACUCCGCUCCCGGAGAUGUGCCCGGCCCCCCUGCCCAGGCCCCGCCCGCCAGAGCCGCACCUGCCACACCCAGGUCUGCCGAGAGGCAGGCUGCCCGGCCGGACGUCUGUACCGGGAGUGCCCGCCCGGCGAGGGGUGCCCCUUCUCCUGUGCCCACGUCACUCAGCAGGUUGGCUGCUUCUCUGCUGGCUGCGAGGAGGGCUGCCACUGCCCCAUGGGCACCUUCCAGCACCGCUUGUCCUGUGUCCAGGAGUGCCCCUGCCUGCUCACCGCGGCGCUGCUACAGGAGCUGGGAACGGCUGGCGCUGACCCUGUGGCUCGGCCCCCCAUUCUGGGAGAGGGCGGUCAGCCCCUUGGGCCUGGAGAUGAGUUGGGCUCAGGCCAGAGCCUUCGUAUGGGCUGCAGGAACUGCUCCUGUGUGCAUGGGAGGCUGUCUUGCUCCAUGGCGGACUGCUCCAAGGCUAGCGAUCACUUCGGUCCUUGGGGGCCAUGGGGCCCAUGCUCCCGCUCUUGUGGUGGGCUGGGCACCCGAACCCGCAGCCGCCAGUGUGCGCAGCCCUCCCCGGCUCCAGGCAGCCAGGGCUGCGGAGGGCCCCUCCAGGACCUCAAGUACUGCCCCAGCCCGGACUGCCCAGGAGCUGGAGGGUCCACAGUGGAGCCAGUGACAAGUCUUGCAGGCGGCUGGGGCCCGUGGUCCCCGUGGUCCCCUUGCUCUCACACCUGCACAGACCCCACCCACCCUGCUUGGCGCAGCCGCACUCGCCUCUGCCUGGCAAACUGCACCAGCGGGGACCCUUCCCAGGAGCGCCCUUGCAACCUGCCCUCCUGCACAGAGCUGCCCCUAUGCCCCAGCCCUGGCUGUGUGGCUGGAAACUGUUCCUGGACCGCCUGGGCCCCAUGGGAACCUUGCUCCCGAAGCUGUGGGGUGGGCCAGCAGCGCCGCCUGCGGGCUUACCGGCCCCCGGGGCCCGGCGGGCACUGGUGCCCCGACAUCCUCACCGCUUACCAGGAACGCCGCUUCUGCAACCUGCGGGCUUGCCCGGUGCCUGGAAGCUGGUCACGCUGGAGUCCCUGGUCCUGGUGUGACCGGAGCUGUGGAGGGGGCCGAUCCCUGAGGAGCCGCAGCUGCUCCAGCCCCCCACCCAAGAAUGGGGGUGCCCCCUGUGUUGGGGAGAGGCACCACGCUCGGCUCUGCAAUCCCUUGCCCUGUGAGGAGGGCUGCCCAGCAGGCAUGAAGAUGGUCAGCUGUGCCAACCGCUGCCCCCGCCGCUGCUCAGACCUCCAGGAGGGGCUCGCGUGUCAGGACGGCCAGGCCUGCCAGCCGGGCUGCCGCUGCUCUGACGGCUUCCUGGAGCAGGACGGUGGCUGCGUGCCGAUUGGGCACUGUGAGUGCACAGAUGCCCGGGGCCAGAGCUGGGCCCCGGGCAGCCGGCACCAGGAGGCCUGCGGCACCUGCACCUGCCACGCGGGGCGGCUCUCCUGCACGGCUCAGCCCUGCCCGCCACCUGCGCACUGCUCCUGGAGCCGCUGGUCAGCCUGGAGUCCCUGCAGCCGCUCCUGUGGGCCUGAGGGACAGCAGAGCCGCUUCCGGUCCUCCACAUCGGGCUCAUGGGCCCCGGAGUGUCGGGAGGAGCAGUCCCAGAGCCAGCCCUGCCCUCAGCCCCCGUGCCCGCCCCUGUGCCUGCACGGUGCCCGCCUCCACACCCUGGGGGACAGCUGGCUGCAGGGCGAAUGCCGACAGUGCUCCUGCACCCCAGAGGGCAUCAUAUGUGAAGACGUGGCGUGUGCAGUACCCGGGGCCUGGACGCUCUGGUCCCCCUGGUCUGAAUGUCCUGUCUCCUGUGGAAGUGGCAACCAGGUUCGUACCCGGGUCUGCACGGGCUCAGCCCCCAGCCACAGGGGCACCCCCUGCGUGGGCCCUGACACCCAGACGCAGCGCUGUGGUUGGCGGCCUUGCCUGGGGCUGCUGGAGGCUUGCUCCUGGGGCCCCUGGGGGCCCUGUUCCCGCAGCUGCGGCCCAGGCCUGGCCUCCCGCUCUGGGUCCUGCCCCUGCCCACUGGCCGAAGCUGACCACACUUGCAAUGGCACAUUCCUGCACCUGGACACCCAGGCCUGCUACCCGGGGCCCUGCCUGGAGGAAUGCGUCUGGAGCAGCUGGAGCAGCUGGACGCGGUGCUCUUGCCAGGUGCUGGUCCAGCAGCGCUACCGGCACCAGGGCCCGGCGCCAGCAGCGGGCCGGGCCGGGGAGGGCUCUGCCUGCACACGACUGGACGGCCACUUUCGGCCCUGCCCCACUGCCAACUGCUCAGGAGACAGCUGCACCCCUCCCUUUGAGUUCCAGGCCUGUGGCUCCCCCUGCGCCGGGCUCUGCACCACACACCUGAGCCAUCAGCUCUGCCAGGACCUACCGCCCUGCCAGCCCGGCUGCUACUGCCCUGAGGGGCUGCUGGAGCAGGACGGGGGCUGCAUUCCCCCAGAGCAGUGUAGCUGCCUGCACCUCACAGGGGAAGGAGCCCAGCUGACCCUGGCCCCUGGGGACCGCCUGCGCCUGGGCUGCAAGGAGUGUGAGUGCCAGCGUGGGGAGCUGCAGUGCACCAGCCAGGGCUGUCACGGUCUUCUGCCUCUGAGUGGGUGGUCCGAGUGGUCACCCUGUGGGCCCUGCUUGCCUGCUGGCCUGCUGGCCCCUGCCUCCAGGACUGCCCUAGAGGAGCGCUGGUCUCAGCACCCAGCUGGCCCCUCCCCGACCUUGGCCCCCUGGCUGGCUUCGGAGCAGCACCGCCAUCGCCUGUGUCUGGACCCUGAGACAGGGAGGCCAUGGGCUGGGGACCCAGAGCUCUGCACCGCACCACUCAGCCAGCAACGCCUCUGCCCGGACCUUAGGGCCUGCCAUGACUUAUGCCAGUGGAGUCCUUGGGGGCCCUGGAGCACCUGCCAGGUGCCCUGCAGUGGGGGAUUCCGACUGCGCUGGAGAGAGGCAGGGGGCCCCCCUGGAGGGGGCUGCCGGGGGCCAUGGGCUCAGACUGAGAGCUGCAACGUGGGGCCCUGCCCAGGGGAGAGCUGUGAAGCCCGGGACACCGUGCCCACCCUUGACUGUGCCAACCGGUGUCCCAGAAGCUGUGCUGACCUCUGGGACCGCGUGCAGUGUCUGCAGGGACCGUGCCGCCCAGGCUGCCGCUGCCCCCCUGGCCAGCUGAUCCAGGAUGGGCUCUGCGUGCCCAUCUCCUCCUGCCGCUGUGGCCUUCCCAGCCCCAAUGCCUCAUGGGUGGUGGCUCCUGGCGAGGUGGCACAGCUGGGCUGCAAUAACUGCACCUGUCUCAAUGGGUCCCUGAUGUGCCCACACCGCGAGUGCCCAGUCCUUGGGCCAUGGUCAUCCUGGAGCAGCUGCUCUGCUCCCUGCGGUGGGGGCACCAUGGAGCGGCAUCGGAGCUGCGAGGAGGGACCUGCAGGGGGGCCAUGCGAGGCCCAGGACACGGAGCAAAGGCAGGGAUGUAACCUGGAGCCCUGCUCUGACUGCCCACCUGGCCAGGUGCUCAGAGCCUGUGCCACCAAGUGCCCGCGCCUCUGCUCACAUCUGCAACCUGGUGCCCCCUGCGCGCAGGAACCCUGCCAGCUGGGCUGCGGCUGCCCUGGACAGCAGCUGUUGCACAAUGGCACAUGUGUGCCGCCCGCCGCGUGCCCCUGCGCCCAGAUCUCUCUGCCGUGGGGCCUGACCUUGCCCCUUGAGGAGCAGGCCCGGGAGCUUCCCCCAGGGACUGUGCUGGCCUGGAACUGUACCCGCUGUAUCUGCCGAGAUGGAGCCUUCAACUGCUCUCCAGCUGACUGUCACGAGUGCCCUUCUGGAGAAAUGUGGCAGCAGGUGCCUCCUGGGGAGCUGGGGCCAUGUGAGCGGACGUGCCAGGAGCCCAACGCCACAGAGACUUGGGGCACCUGCCGCAUGGGGCAGGCCCCGGGGUGCGUGUGCCGGCACGGGCACUUGCGCAGCCACGCGGGCCACUGCGUGCCCCCAGACCACUGCGAGUGCUGGCGCCAUGGGCGUCCCCACCCGCCGGGAUCCGAAUGGCAGGAAGCCUGUGAGAGCUGCCGCUGCCUCCACGGGAGGAGUGUCUGCACCCAGCACUGCCCCCCCCUCACCUGUGCCCAGGGUGAGGUGACCGUGCAGGAACCAGGGAGCUGCUGUCCCACUUGCCGCCAAGAGACUCUGGAGGAGCAGUCAGCCUCCUGCAGGCAUCUCACCGAGCUGCGCAACCUCACCAAGGGCCCCUGCCACCUGGACCAGGUAGAAGUGAGCUACUGCAGUGGGCACUGCCCGUCCAGCACCAACGUCAUGCCUGAGGAGCCGUACCUGCUGAGCCAGUGCGGAUGCUGCAGCUACAGCCUGGACCCCGAGAGCCCCGUGCGGGUCCUGACCCUGCGCUGUCCCGGCGGCCGCACGGACAUCGUGGUGCUGCCGGCCAUCCGCAGCUGCCAGUGCAGCGCCUGCCUCGGAGGGGAUUUCUCAAAGCACUGAGGAUUCCGCUGUUCAAGGUUGCCUCCACCCUUCAUGCCAUCACAGGGCUCAGAGGCACUGAACCCCUCCUCCUCUUGUACCGACCUUCCCACUCCUUGCCCUGGUACCAGCAUUUUCCAAAUAAAGUGAC
Messenger RNA from Neogale vison (American mink), 15517 nucleotides. RefSeq names its product SCO-spondin-like. The record is from RefSeq and is a predicted model, not a curated record. Gene Ontology annotation, cellular component: extracellular matrix. Lineage: Eukaryota; Metazoa; Chordata; Mammalia; Carnivora; Mustelidae. Gene Ontology annotation, biological process: regulation of angiogenesis; blood vessel development. Gene Ontology annotation, molecular function: protein binding.